AUGGCAACCAAGGUGAAGGGCCUUUUCAAGGGGCUCAGAAGCAUUCCCAAGAUGUUCGAUGAUGGGAAAGAAGAAGAAAUGCAGAUUGGUUUUCCCACAGAUGUGAAGCAUGUAGCUCAUAUCGGUUGGGAUGGACCGUCACAAGUCGGUUCCUCCCCAAGCUGGAUGAAGGAGUUCAAAGCCUCGAACGGACACCAAUCGGCACCUUUAGAUUCGAACGGAAAAAUCAUUGAGGGCCCUGAAAUAAAAUGGGUUUCUGAAGAUACUAAAAAAGGCAAUAGAGCAACAGAGUCCCCUGAAAUCUCAAGAUCCUCGAGGCGCGAAAACAACAACUCGAACGAGUCUCCGAGGAAAAAAGACUCGUCCACUAAAUCGAGGCACUCGAGGAGAAACCACUCCAAGGACUCGUCCGAAGGUGGUAGCGUCAAGUCGGGACGGGACGAGUCGGGCAGGCCCGACUCUCCGUCGCGGGCCCACCCAGACCUCGCCAAGAAAUCGCGUCGGAAGAAGCCCAAGGAGGAUGGAGGCGGGUCAACCCGAUCAAGGCACAAGGAUUCGGAUGGUGGGUCGACUCGGUCAAGGUCAAAGGACUCGGAUGGUGGGUCGACUCGGUCAAGGUCAAAGGACUCGGAUGGCGGGUCGACCCGAUCAAGGUCAAAUGACUCGGUCUCGGAGGGAAACGGGUCCUUGCGACCGAGAGCCAAACCCACUUCUUGUGGGGCAUCAGCGUACUCGGAUAACGGGCCACUAACCGGAACCAUUGAUGAGGAGAAGGAAAGAAGAGUAAUUUCUUGA
Striga hermonthica is the source of this 795-nucleotide messenger RNA. The record is from the annotation of a GenBank genome assembly. Lineage: Eukaryota; Viridiplantae; Streptophyta; Magnoliopsida; Lamiales; Orobanchaceae.